Messenger RNA from Gongylonema pulchrum, 282 nucleotides. NCBI's taxonomy places the organism in Eukaryota, Metazoa, Nematoda, Chromadorea, Rhabditida, Gongylonematidae. The record is from the annotation of a GenBank genome assembly.
AUGCUCGACGUCGCAUCGUACCUUUUGGUUGAUCCGUUGCUAACGCUUUUGUCCGAUGUGAUUGUCUCAAAAGUGAAUGCAGAUACGUUAGUACUCGCAUACCACAGGGCAGGGGGAAAUACUGAGGUUAUUGCGCGACAGACAUUUGAAUAUCGACAGAAAUGCAGAAAAGUUGAUGGUACAGAAAUGGAUCGAGGUUUGAAGUCUUCCAUUAGAUGCCUAUAUGGUGAACAGUCGGAGAGGAGUAACGUAUCGGAGACUGAGGACUCCGAAGGGAGAUGA